Messenger RNA from Pecten maximus, 523 nucleotides. Its product is annotated as NADH dehydrogenase [ubiquinone] 1 subunit C2-like. Gene Ontology annotation, cellular component: mitochondrial inner membrane. Bases 82 to 375 code for a protein of 97 amino acids. Lineage: Eukaryota; Metazoa; Mollusca; Bivalvia; Pectinida; Pectinidae. Gene Ontology annotation, biological process: mitochondrial electron transport, NADH to ubiquinone. The record is from RefSeq and is a predicted model, not a curated record. The transcript is spliced from 3 exons.
GACGCAUGCGUAAAACAUAUUUCCGUUUCGUAUGCCCUUCACGUUUUGGUUCUUGGUAGAGAAUCAAACAGAACUGGCAAGAUGUUAAUGGAUUUGCUGUUUUUCGCUUCAGGCUUUGGUGGUUCAGCGUUAUGGAACUUUAGGUCAGGAGUGCCAUUGCAUCGAGGACACCCAAGAAAUUUUGCAUGUGGAGUGGCAUUUGGUGUUUUUGGAUAUUACUUUCGUACAAAGCUGGAUGAAAUGGAUAGAGUGCGACUGUUUCAGUUAGAGGAGUAUGUACGAACACAUCCAGAAGAUUUUCCAACAAUAGAACGAAAAAAAUGGGGAGAGGUUUUCAAAGAGUGGAAGGCCCCUUUCAGACCCGAUUGUGAUUAGUGAAAGAAGUGUGAUAUAGGAAAUAUGAACUGUAAAUUAGACAGUUUAAUUGAUUUACUUCGUUUACUGAUCAGUUUUAAUUGGAUGUAAGUGAAAUGACUGAAUGUACUGUGUAUUUAUGUAAAUAAAAGACGUUUGUUUCUAUCAA